CUAUAUAUACACCACAAAUCAGCAAUAUUAGGACUGCGGUUUUGUCAAAUAUCUCUAUAUAUAUUACUAUUGAAAUAACAGAAAUAAAAUCUGCGUGAAUUAAGGAAAGAGCGGCUGAAAUGGCGGUGGAGAGCGGCGGCGCGGCGGCGGCGACGGUGGUAGUGAGAGAAUUCGAGCCAAAAAAAGACGGCAGGGCGGUGGAGGAAGUGGAGAGUAGGUGCGAAGUGGGGCCCAGCGGGAAGCUCUUCUUGUACACCGACCUCAUGGGCGACCCCAUCGCCAGAAUCCGCCAUUCCCCCGCCUAUCUAAUGCUCGUGGCGGAGUUGCAGGAGGUCGGCGCCGGAGAAAAUGGCGGAGGGAAAAGAGAAAUCGUGGGGAUGAUCAGAGGCUGCAUCAAAACCGUUACUUGUGGAACUAAGAUUUCCAGGAAUGGCAGAAACGUUAACGCCGCCAUUAAAGCCCCACCUCAGCCUCUCCCAAUCUUCACCAAACUUGCUUAUAUUUUAGGCCUCCGCGUCUCUCCCACUCACCGAAAAUUGGGGAUUGGCCUGAAACUGGUGAAGAAAUUAGAGGAAUGGUUUAUAGAAAAUGGCGCUGAGUAUUCAUACAUGGCUACGGAAAUCGACAACGAAGCUUCUGUAAAUCUCUUCACUAAGAAAUGCGGCUACACGAAGUUCCGUACGCCGGCGAUUUUGUGCCAGCCUGUAUUCGCUCACCGAGUCAAGCUCCCCAACCGAGUCGCCGUCGUCAGACUCGGCGUCUCCGACGCCGAGACAAUCUACCGCCGCCGGUUCUCCUCCACCGAGUUCUUUCCCCGCGACAUCGGCGCCGUGCUGGGCAACAAGCUGAAUCUUGGCACGUUCGUGGCGGUGCCGGCGGGAUCGUCCGCCGCCGCGGCGUGGCCGGGGGCGGCGGCGUUUCUGGCGAGUCCGCCGGAGUCGUGGGCGGUGCUGAGCGUUUGGAACUGCAUGGACGUUUGCCGACUCGAAGUCCGCGGCGCGUCGCGCGUGAGGAAAGCCUUGGCACGGACGUCACGUGCUUUGGACCGUGCCUUGCCGUGGCUGCACGUGCCUUCCGUGCCGGAGGUUUUCCGGCCGUUCGGGUUCCAUUUUCUUUACGGGCUCGGCGGCGAAGGCCCGAAUGCAGUGAAGAUGAUCAAUGCGCUGUGCCGGCUGGCCCAUAAUCUGGCGAAGGAGGGCGGCUGCGCGGUGGUGGCGACGGAGGUUGCCGGCGGGGAGCCGCUCAGGUUAGGGAUCCCACACUGGAAGAGGCUAUCGUGCGCGGAGGACCUGUGGUGCAUCAAACGGUUAGGGGAAGACUAUAGUGACGGGUCUGUGGGUGACUGGACUAAGUCAAACCCUGCUCCCUCCAUUUUUGUUGAUCCUAGAGAGUUCUAAAUUAAAUAAUUUCAGUUAUUUAAUUAAGAAUUAUCUGAACUCAUAUAAAUUAAUUAUAUUAACUGUACUGUUGUGUAAUUAUAAAUCAAUGACGAUAUCUGGGCUAGUGUUGUUGGUGUUUACGUUGUUCAAGCUAGCU
This is a messenger RNA of Andrographis paniculata, 1536 nucleotides long. RefSeq names its product probable N-acetyltransferase HLS1. Lineage: Eukaryota; Viridiplantae; Streptophyta; Magnoliopsida; Lamiales; Acanthaceae. The record is from RefSeq and is a predicted model, not a curated record. Gene Ontology annotation, molecular function: acyltransferase activity, transferring groups other than amino-acyl groups. The coding region runs from base 120 to 1397 and encodes 425 amino acids. The transcript has 3 exons.